Molecule: messenger RNA, 585 nt
Organism: Brassica napus (rape)
Lineage: Eukaryota; Viridiplantae; Streptophyta; Magnoliopsida; Brassicales; Brassicaceae
Exons: 3
Coding region: 1-585 (194 amino acids)
Source: RefSeq, a predicted model, not a curated record
AUGGGGACUCAGGUGGCGGCUAUGGCCAAACUGUUCACGCCAUUAGUGAACUCCUCAGUUGGCCCAGCUACACAUGUGGUCACGACCACGCCCAACACCAAUGGGACGAAGCAUUUCUCAGGUAGCACCGAUCCCAUUGUGGCAGACGAGUGGAGGAGUAGGCUAGUCCGAAACUUCAGCUCUACUCGCUGUCCCGAGGAUUACAAGAGAGACAUUGCGGUUCACUUCAUGGAAGGGGAUGCACAUUAUUGGUGGCUGGCUGUGGACAAGCGCACCAAUGGAAGUGUCCAGAACGCUUGGGACCGUCUGGAAGGUAGAUUCCUCGACCUUACCCAAGGCAGCAGGGCCAUACGAGAGUACGAAGAGGAGUUCAACCGACUCCGACGGUUUUUUGGGAGGGAACUCGAGGACGAGACAGUCCAGGUUCGUCGGUUCAUUCGAGGCCUAAGGCAAGAGCUGAGAAUCCACUGCUCGAUCCACACCUUCAGCACCGUUAGAGAGCUAGUUGAACGAGUAGCUCUUUUGGAGUCUAACUUGGCCGAAGAAGCCAAGCUUAAGACAAAGUCGCCGUCCGUCCUGACGUGA